Messenger RNA from Venustampulla echinocandica, 1197 nucleotides. RefSeq names its product S-adenosyl-L-methionine-dependent methyltransferase. Lineage: Eukaryota; Fungi; Ascomycota; Leotiomycetes; Helotiales; Pleuroascaceae. The record is from RefSeq and is a predicted model, not a curated record. The transcript is spliced from 6 exons. Bases 1 to 1197 code for a protein of 398 amino acids. Gene Ontology annotation, molecular function: O-methyltransferase activity.
AUGUCUGUGUACAAAGAGCCAAAUGAACCGGUUGCGCUCAUAAAAGCCUUGAGCCAGCUUUCUCUCACGUUGUCGAGUGAGGACAAUCAAAACGUCAAGAGAGAGGCUCUACGCUUGAGUCAAGCUCUAACUGCAGCACUUCAAGCGCCGGAAGAUAUCGCAGUAAAUAUGUCCUUUGCCGCUUUCACACCGAUGAGUGUUCGAAUUGCGGUCGGUCUGAAGCUCUUUCAACACAUAGUUUCUCGCGGACCCAUCACCACGGUGGAAUUGGCAUCUGUAUCGGGUGGAGAUGAUUUGCUCAUAACCCGUAUACUGCGGACAUUAUCGGCGGCCGGAUUUGUCAAGGAGGUUGAUGACCAGGCCUGGGCGGCCACAGCCGUUACUAAGGCAAUGACAAUUCAGGGAAUAGCCGAGGCUCAUAUAUUUAUGUGGGAUAUGCUUGUUGUGGCAGCUGGAAAAGCGCCAAAAUUUCUCGAGGAGACGGGAUAUCAGAAUCCCACCAAUAGUCGAGAUGGUCUCCUACAAUACGGUCAUCAAACCAAACUGACAAUCUUCGAGUUAAUGAGCACGAUGCCCCAGAUGCAGCGUGAUUUCGACGAUUUUAUGGUACGUCUAAUGGGUGCAAACGAAUCCUGGGUUGAUUGGUACCCUAUCCAAGAACAAGUAAUCCAUGGUGCAAGAGAUAACUCUGCGCUUGUGGUCGAUGUGGGUGGUGGGAAAGGCCAUGAUCUGCAAGCCUUCAAUAUGAAAUAUCCACAGCAAGGGAGACUAGUUCUACAGGAUCGACCUCCAGUAAUCGACGGAAUCAAGGACUUGCAUCCAGCAAUUGAGUACGUCAAACACGACUUUUUUACCAGCCAGCCAAUCCAAGGUGCUCGAGUAUACUUCUAUCACCAUAUCCUCCAUGAUUGGCCUGAUAGCAAAUGCCUUGUUAUUUUACAACAAGCCAAACGGGCUAUGAUACCAGGUUAUUCUAAGUUGCUCUUGCACGAACACAUUCUUCCUGAGAAGGGGGCAUCGACUGUACAAACACAAUUUGACAUGGCUGUGAUGUUGUUUAACAGCGGGACCCUACGAACACCAAAACACUGGGGUCAAUUGCUUGACAAAGCUGGGCUCAAACUUGUUAAAGUAUGGUUCAAGGAGGCAGCUACUGAUAAUGAAGGCGUUGUUGAAGCUGUUGUUGAAGAAAAUUGA